Molecule: messenger RNA, 1059 nt
Organism: Neodiprion fabricii
Lineage: Eukaryota; Metazoa; Arthropoda; Insecta; Hymenoptera; Diprionidae
Product: protein lethal(2)essential for life-like
Exons: 1
Coding region: 256-714 (152 amino acids)
Biological process (GO): response to heat; protein refolding
Molecular function (GO): protein folding chaperone
Source: RefSeq, a predicted model, not a curated record
UACAUACAUAAUUACCGCAUAGUACAAGGUCCGGAAAUGCAUACCGGGGAUGAUUCGAGGGUUGCCAAUACAUCCGGCUGUCAGUGAAUAUCGUGGACCGAAUUAGGCACGUAGUGGGAAUAUAAAAGGUGGGCAAUUGCUCGUUCGGUAGUCAAUCGAAUUUCAAGCCACGUCGAUCAAAGGUGUACCGGGGUGUGUUCAGUGAGCAUAGUCAGAAGAAGAGCGUACAGAGUACGGUAAAAACAAUAAAAAGAAAUGGCUGAAGUAUCCACGAUCCUGACUCACUGGCUGUCCGACAAAAUCGACGACUUCUCGACCUCGCCAACUUGUCUUCACAUCCACUUCAAGCCUCCGGUUCAAAUCCCACCGCCGCCACCGCCUCCGAAGAAGAUCGAGCCUUGCCGUCCUCCGAUUAACUUCGAGCUGACCAUCGAUGUCCACCAGUACUCGGCCGAGGAGAUCCGCGUGUCUACCGUUAACAACGUCAUCGUCGUCGAGGCCAAGCACGAGGAGAAACACGGUGAACAUGGACACGUGACCAGGGAGUUCCUGAGGCGAUGCACCGUUCCUCCGACAAGCGACAUCACCAAGGCCACCGCCUUCCUCUCCGCCGAUGGUGUCCUCAAGAUUACCGCACCGAAAAAAUCUACUUGCUGCAAACCUGGCGAGAGGAUCAUCCCUAUCGAACAGACCGGACGUUCGGCCUGCAAGUGAUUCUGUCGUCGAAUCAAAGGAGUAUGAAAAAGAGAAAAAAAAAAUUAGAGUUUUCAAUGGCAAUUAUGUAAUGAGGAGAGAACACGAUUAGUUUAGUUUGCAAAAAGCUCUUCGAGACCGAUCCGGUUGGUCUUGUUAUAUUCUUGUUGAUGCUCUUGGCUUGUUUCUUUGGCUCUGUAUGUUGAUUUAUGUAUAUAUUGUCGUAAGAGAAUGAGCGCAAGAGAGAGGGGGAGAGAAUCAUGUAAUAUUGGCUCAAAAUCAAGUUUACGUGUAUUAUUAAUGUCGCAUAAUUUCAGCGUUUAUACGCAUUAUAUAAAUAUACGCAAUUCAUGGUUACAACCUCGA